ACGGUCUACAGUGGCCACAGAGGUUCUGUAUUCCUGGAAUGGUGCGCUUGCGCGCGGUUCUUCGGAAUCGAGUGGGGAAGGACGGUUAAAAGGAAAGGGCGUCCUCCUGCGCCUUUUGUUAUGAGACACGAUUCCCCUUGGAGGACGGGCGGCCCAGCGCCGAGGUGUCCGUUGGGGCUGCGCUCUUUCUGCGGCCUGGGCGCCCUCACCCUGUCCUCGACGGCCCCCGGAGGCGGCUCCCUGAGCCUUGUGCGCGUUUUUUACCUGGGGCUGGUAGGGGAGGGACGGGCUCGUUGUGUGACAGCCCGAGGCCACCCGGCCCAGAAGAGGUGUGGGGUCCGACUGAACCCCCGAGUUUGCUCUUGGGAUUCCAUGGCGGCCGCGGCGCUGAUGGACCGGGCUGGGGGCUGUGUGACCUUCGAGGACGUGUUUGUGUGCUUCUCUCGGGAGGAGUGGGGGCUCCUUGAUGAGGCUCAGAGAUGCCUGUACCGUGAUGUGAUGCUGGAGAACUUUGCCCUCGUGUCCUCACUGGGUUGCUGGUGUGAAGUAAACCAUGAGGAGGCCCCUUCUGAGCAGAGCACUUCUGCAGAAGCGUUGCCGGUCAGGACUCUCAAGUCAGGUCCAUUUAUCCAGAAAGCCCACCUGUGUGAGCUGUGUGACCCACUCUUGAGAGACCUUUUGACCCUGGCUGGAUACCAGGGGCCAUUCCCCAUGCAGAAACAAUGCAUGCGUGGCCCAUGUGGGAGAGGAUUGGCAUUCAGGUCAAACUUUGACGAGCACCAGGAACAAAAUGGUGGAGAGAAGCCCAUCUGCGAGGACAGUGGUGGGGCCUCAUUGGGGAAGAGCUGUGCUGUCCACACAUUGGGCAGACCCUUUCCUUGCCGGGAAGACAGAAUGGACUUGCUGGACAACUCUGGCUUCCUCCAGCUCCAGACCCUUCACUGUGAGUCGAGUCCAUGCAAAAGGACCAGGUUCACAGAGUCUUUCCCACCCAGCACCAGCCUCAGGCAACUGCAGGGGGAUCUCGACGCACUUACGCUUUUUGGUUGCAACGACGAUGGGAGAGCCUUCCUGAGCACCUUUACUCUGCUUAACAAACAGAUGACUUAUACUGAAGAGAAGCCUGUGAGUUGCCCGCCAUGCGGAAAUGUGUCCAAGGAGAAAUCGGCUCUUAUUUACCCCCGGAAAGUUCACAAUGGAGAAACAUCCCAUGUGUGUAAUGAGUGUGGGAAGGCCUUCAUUCACCUGUCCCACCUAAAAGUGCACCAGAAACUUCACACUGGGAAGAGACAUUAUACAUGCAGUGAGUGCGGCAAGGCCUUCAGCCGCAAAGACACGCUUGUCCAGCACCGGAGAGUCCACACUGGAGAGAGGUCUUAUGACUGCAGCGAGUGUGGGAAAGCCUACAGCAGAAGCUCCCACCUUGUCCAGCACCAGAGAAUCCACACCGGAGAGAGGCCUUACCAGUGCAGUGAGUGUGGGAAAGCCUUCAGCCGCAAAGACACACUCGUUCAGCACCAGAGAUUUCAUACUGGAGAGAGACCAUAUGAGUGCAGCGAGUGCGGGAAAUUCUUUAGCCAAAGCUCCCACCUUAUUGAGCACUGGAGGAUUCACACUGGGGCAAGGCCCUACGAAUGCAUCGAAUGCGGGAAAUUCUUUAGCCAUAACUCCAGCCUUAUUAAACAUCGGAGAGUCCACACAGGAGCAAGGUCCUACGUGUGCAGCAAAUGUGGGAAGGCUUUUAGCUGCAAAGACACUCUUGUCCAGCACCAGAUAAUCCACACCGGAGCAAGGCCAUUUGAGUGCAGCGAGUGUGGCAAGGCCUUCAGCCGCAAGGACACCCUUGUGCAACACCAGAAAAUUCACACAGGGGAGAGGCCUUAUGAGUGUGGUGAGUGUGGAAAAUUCUUUAGCCACAGCUCCAACCUGAUUGUGCACCAGAGAAUCCACACUGGGGCAAAGCCUUAUGAGUGCAGUGAGUGUGGGAAAUGCUUCAGCCACAACUCCAGCCUCAUCCUGCACCAGAGGGUUCACACUGGAGCAAGGCCUUAUGUGUGCACUGAGUGUGGAAAAGCUUACAUUAGCAGCUCCCACCUUGUUCAACACAAGAAAGUCCACACAGGAGCAAGGCCUUAUGAGUGCAGCGAAUGUGGGAAAUUUUUUAGCCGCAACUCUAGCCUCAUCCUGCACCAGAGGGUUCACACAGGAGAGAAGCCUUAUGUGUGUAGUGAGUGUGGGAAAGCCUACAGCCGGAGCUCCCAUCUGGUGCGGCACCAGAAAGUUCAUAGUGGAGAAAGGCCUUGUGAUAGCAACAGUUUGGGUAGCCCUUUAGCUGUGUCUCUUAAACUUCUUUAACACCAGAAAGUUCACACUAGAAAAAAAGCCUUAUGCAUGCACAAAAUGCGCUGUCUCCUCAUUCAGCCUCAGGACUCACAGCAGAGGAAAGCUUUGUGAGUACCUGUGGUGCUAAGGGAGCCUUGAACCAGCAGGUGUACCUUGUGCAUUCAUGCGUCAGCCUGGUUCCAUUCCCAGGAAGUUCCAUGUACAUACAUGGCACUUUCUGAACUGUCCAGGGCUCUUGACAGUUAUAUCAGUGCCGGUGCCUGUGACAGAAGCCACCUCUGUUGCCAGCUGUCAGGGUCCUACAGUGUGUCAAUCACUCCAACAUGCUCAGGGAAGGCAGACCCCUGCUGCUCUCUCUUAGUCCCUAGAAAGAAUCAUGAGCUUUCUGAGCCCAUUGAAGGUCUUCACUUUCUCUCCAAUGACUGGGUUCUGAGUGGUGUGAUGUAGCUCUGGGCACAAGGACUUGAGCAGGAAACUGCUGGGAUUUCCAGACAAGAUUUUUCUCAUUGACAAUGUCAGCUGUAAACACAAGGGCUGUAACUCUUCGUCCUGCUUCCCAACCACCCACCGUUGGAACCACCUGCCCCAUGCUUCCCUGGUUCACACAGUGGUACAGGCCUGCUGUGGCCGUCUGGACUCUUCGGGAGCCUGUUCACUGUGCGACGUGGACUGAGAGAAAAAUGGGUUCUGCCAGCAUGAAGGGAGGAAUGGCUUUUGUUGGCACCAACUUUAUGUGCCUGAGAAGGGACAGCAGGAUGGCAGCAGAUAGAUCUCAGUCUAUUGUGAUCUGAUUUGCACUGUUGUCCAAGGUUUGUCGGAAAAGACUGAAGAGCUUUGUGUGCCUAAUCCUGUGGCCUGGAGUCUGGAUUUCCUGGAAGCCUGGAGUUCAUUCUGAGAAGGUCAUAGCUGAUGUGAAAAACCUCCAGUGCUUCUGGAAGCAACAUGAAUUGGGUCCCUUUUUCUCAGGAAAUCCCCCCAUACUCCCCAGCACUUUUGAGGGAUUUCUGUCUCCUGGACCUAAUGUACUAUCUCCGAUGUCCAGAGUCCCAUGGGCAGGUGUCAUUGACUGGAAGGCUUACAGGGCAAGGUGCGAAUCAUAAUUUGUAUAGAAAUAUUUAGAUCAUUGAGUGGAGAUAACUGGCAAAUGAGAGGGUAUGUGUUUAUCCUAAGGGAGUCAUCUGUAAAUGUGCAAUUGUGCCUCUGUGGGAUGGGAGUGUGCAGAAACUCUCAGGGCCUUCAGUGUUCAAAAGGUUUGUGGAUUCCUCUACCUCCCUGGGCUGUUCAUGUCAUGGCCAUCACUGCACCAGCACUGAUAGAAGUCCAGGGGUAGGGUUUCUGGGACCCAACCAGUAGUCCUCGUGUACAAGGUAGAAAUGGACUUCAUUGCUCUCUAGUUUUUGCUGACAUUGAGAAGGGCUCACCUUCCUAAAUUGGGGGGCAAGGGCAGAUGUGUCCUUCCAAAAGGAUGGUAAAUAUGCUUGUUUCUUAUUGAGAUAUGAUUGACAUGAAAUAAACUGCACAAAUGCAAAGUGUAAAGUGUUUCAGCAUGUGUAUGUACCUGAGAAACCACCACCACAGUUAAGAUCAUAAAUAUGUCCAACAACACAAAGGACUCCUUUCCUCCCAAUACUUUUCUAAACUUAUUUCUCAACAAUUCACAAGCAGCAGCAAGCAUUUUGUAGAAUAUGCUAUCUGGGGAGUGGGGACUUGGGUUUCUUAAAUUAACUAUGACUAUUUUGAGAUCAACCCAUCUUGUUACAUAUAGCAAUAGUAUGUUUGUAUUUUGGGAUGUUAUUCCAUUGUAUGGAUAUACAACCGUUGUUUUUUAUCCAUUCAGCUAUUAGUGGAUAUCUGGGUUGUUUCCAGUUUUGGACUAUUACAAAUAAAGCUGCUGUGAAGAUUUAUGUAUGUUAUCACUGAAUAACAUUCCAUUGUCUGAAUGUACCACAUUUUAUCCACUUAACCAAUGAAGGACAUCUUAGUUGCUUCCAAGUUUUGUUUAUGAAUAAACAUUCAAUAUAUAUUUAUGGUUUUAUGGGGAUAUAAAUUUUCGGUUUUUUUAAGUUCAAGCCAGCAAGCAUGACUUGCUAGAUCAUACAGUAAAAGUAUGUUCAGUCUGGUAAGAAAUUGUCUUCCAGAGUGGCUGUACCAUUUUGCAUUCUUACCAGCAAUGAACAAGAGUCAUUCCUAUUUCUCCAUGUUCUUAUCAACAUUUGGUGUUCAGUGUUUUGGAUUUUAGCCAUUUAAAUAGAUUUAUUGCUUUAAUUUGCAAGUCCCUAAUAACAGAUGAGUAUCUUUUCAGAUUAUCUUUUGCACAACACAAAGAUUUUAUUUUAAGUCCAAAUUAUCCAGUUUAUUUUUUCAUGGGUUGUUUUUGGUGUAUUUGAAAAGUUAUUGCCAAAUACAAAGUUACCUACAUUUUCUAUUGCUACCUUGUAGGUGUUCUAUAGUUCCAUAUUAUACAGUUAGUUCUAUUACCAUACUCCCCCCCCCUUUUUUUUUGAGAGAGAGAGAAAGAGGGAGGAAGGAACAGAGGGAGAAAUAGAGGGAAACAUUGAUCAGUUGCCUCUCCUAUAUGUCUCCACUGGGGACAGAACUGCAAUGCAGGCAUGUGUCCUGACUGGAAAUUGAACCUGUGACCUUUUGGUUUACAGGACAACACCCAAACAACUGAUCUGUACCAGCCAGGGCUAUAAACCGUUUUUUUUUUUUUUCUUUUAUCCAUUUUGAGAAAGUAUGAAAGGUGUAAGAUCUGUAUCUUGAUCACUUUUUUAAUGUGACAAUGUUCAAUAAGUAGUUUCAGCACUAUUUUUUUUAAUGUUACUAAGAGUUUAUCUGAGCCAAAACUGAGAACAAUUGCCAAGAAGAUCUCAAAUGCUCCCCCAGCACCAUUUGUUGAAAAUACUACCCUCUCUCCAUUGAAUUGCCUUUGCUUGUUUUUCAAAGAUCAGUUGACUGUAUAGGUGUGGAUAUAUGUCUAGAUUCAAUUCCAAAUUUUUACAUCAAUAUAUUGAGAUAAUCAUU
Artibeus jamaicensis (Jamaican fruit-eating bat) is the source of this 5367-nucleotide messenger RNA. It is a transcript of the gene ZNF304, whose product is annotated as zinc finger protein 304. The coding region runs from base 121 to 2355 and encodes 744 amino acids. Gene Ontology annotation, molecular function: DNA-binding transcription repressor activity, RNA polymerase II-specific. The record is from RefSeq and is a predicted model, not a curated record. NCBI's taxonomy places the organism in Eukaryota, Metazoa, Chordata, Mammalia, Chiroptera, Phyllostomidae. Gene Ontology annotation, biological process: negative regulation of transcription by RNA polymerase II. The transcript is spliced from 3 exons.